AAAAGCCACGUAUGUCACGAUGAAUCCCUCAGAAGAGUGACGAGCCGUAAAAAAAGACGGUGGUCAUUGCCAUCCUUUUCACACGGUGGGCCACGGUACACCCUGGUCGAGAAAAUGCGAUCCAUUCUGACAAUAUUAUGUGGCCUCUUUGUUAUCUCUGUGCUUGGAGACCCAAUUAGAACAAAGAGAGAGCCUCCCAUAAGCUCGCAGUAUGGCGCACCACCAUCGACGUCCUACGGUGCACCGAACGUAGGACCUUCCGAUUCUUAUGGUCCACCACCUUCCAACUCCUACGGUGCACCUCUUCCUGAUUCAUAUGGUGCACCUCCACCAGCGCCGUCAUCGUCUUACGGUGCGCCUUCGUCAUCUUAUGGUGCACCGUCUGGACCCUCGUCGUCUUAUGGCGCGCCACCUUCGUCAUCUUACGGAGCACCAUCCGGAGGCGGCGGCGAUCACGGAUCCUUCGGCGGCGGCGGCGGCGGCGGGGGAGGAUUUGAUUUCGGUGGCGGUGAUCACGGCGGAGGAUCCUUCGGCGGCGGUCAUGGUGGAGGAGGAUCCUUUGGCGGUGGUCACGGCGGAGGAUCUUUCGGUGACGAUCACGGAGGUUUCGGCGGCGGCGGCGGCGGCGGCGGCGGCGGCGGCGGUUACGGCGGAGGCGGAGGUCACGGCGGCGGUUUCGGCGGUGGUGGCGGCCACGGCGGCGGUUUCGGCGGUGGUGACGGCGGUUACGGCGGUGGUGGCGGCCACGGUGGCGGUGGCGGCCACGGCGGCGGUUUCGGCGGUGGUGACGGCGGUUACGGUGGUGGUGGCGGCCACGGUGGCGGUGGCGGCCACGGCGGCGGUUUCGGCAGUGGUGACGGCGGUUACGGCGGUGGUGGCGGCCACGGCGGCGGUUUUGGCGGUGGUGACGACAGUUACGGCGGUGGUGGCGGUCACGGAGGUGGUGACAGCGGUUAUGGUGGGGGUGGCGGUCACGGAGGUGGUGGCGGUGGCGAUUUCGGUGGUUCGAUUUCCGACUCCUAUGGCCCGCCGUCAUCACCCUCCGGAUCCUAUGGACCUCCGGCGCAUGAUCACGGCCCGAAAGGGGUGUGGAAGAAGAAGUUGGUAUGGAAGCCCGAAUGGAAGCAAAUCUGGAAAACAGAAUCGAAAAUGACAUGGAAGCAGGUGUGGAAGAAGGUACAGGUACCGGUUUGGAAGGAGACGCAAGUACCCGCGUGGAAGGAGGUCAAGGUACCCGCCUGGAAAAAAGUUCAGAAGCCCGUUUGGAAGCAGAUCCAAGUGCCGGCUUGGAAGGAGGUUCAGGUGCCAGCUUGGAAGAAGGUAACAAAACCCGUUUGGAAGGAAGUUCAAGUUCCUGUGUGGAAGGAAGUCCAGGUGCCCGAGUGGAAGAAGAUGUUUGUACCGGAGUGGGUUAAAGUCGGCAUACCAGGAGAGCACAACGUAGGCAAGGACCAUAACGGUUGGCAGUACACUAGCCACGAUCUCUGGAAGAAGAAGCUGAUUUGGAAGCCGGUCUGGAAGAAGGUCUGGAGAACGGAAAAGAAACAGAUUUGGGUAAGCGAUAAGAAAUUAGAAUGGAAAGAGGAAUGGAAACAAAUCUGGAAGUCGGAGAAGAAGCAAAUUUGGGUACAGGACAAAAAGUUAGUUUGGCAGGAAGAAUCUGUGCAAGUAUGGGUGCCUCAAAAGAAACAAAUCUGGGUCACGCAGAAGAAACAGGUGUGGAAAGACGAAUGGAAGAGUAAGUGGGUUCCGGUUUGGAAGGACGUGCAAGUACCGGCUUGGAAAAAGAUCUGGAAGCCCGUCUGGGAGAAAGUUUGGGUUCCCAUCGAGUCUCAUCACGACGACGAUCAUCACGGUUACAAGUAGAUCGUCAUUGAAAAUUAUAUUCAGCCGGCUCGAUCUUUCUUCUGCGUCUAUCUCGUGACAUUGCGAGGGUUGAGAGGUCAACUCUGAAAAUUGUUAGAGAAUUGCGUCGGAAGUCGGUCGAGUCUUAUAACGUCUUGUGAUAAUGGAUUGUUCGGCUGUAGAUAUAGGUAUGUCUCAAGAGGAGAAAAGGGAAGGCCGACUAGUAGACGCGGACCGCACGAAGAAGAGGAAAGCCUGCAACUAACAGUUAGAAAGCAUCACGACUAUGAGAUAUGUACGAAAGUGGAUGAUGAAAAUUUUCAAUUGAUCAUCUCAAUGACAGUGCGACUGGGUUGCGAAACCGCUCGGUUCUUCGUAAAAUGUUAUAGAGGAACCGAAGUAAUCUGACGAAUGUGAAGAUAUCCCUCAAAAGAGCGAGAUGCCUACUAAUAACUGAUCUAUAAAUGAAUAAACUUGUAACGACACACAUCUUCCUAGAGAGAGAUUAACGAUUUACUUACCUGAGCUUCGAGAUAGAUCAUCACUAAGAAAAAUUGCGUUUGACAAUUUUUUGUUGGAAAAUAAUAAUAAUCGUAAUCCACUUGUCAUUAGAGAAAACAUGUAAAAUUGUUAAACAUGUUUACAUCAACGUAACAAAUGACUUUAUUUUAGUAGAUCAAUUUGGAUUAAAUCUUAGAAUGAAAAUUACAUAAAAGUAAUACUUCUUUGUUUAGUUUUUUUUUCAUCACAGUGUGAAUAAUCCAUAGCCUCGGAAUGGCCACGUGCGUAUUAAUAUCAUGUGUAAUUAAUACCUUACUCUGUAAAUAUCGUUUGAUUAUUGGGAUGCGUGCAUGUUAAUAUUUUUUAUACGUUAAUAAAUAUUAUUUUAUACUA
Molecule: messenger RNA, 2739 nt
Organism: Solenopsis invicta (red fire ant)
Lineage: Eukaryota; Metazoa; Arthropoda; Insecta; Hymenoptera; Formicidae
Exons: 4
Coding region: 115-1866 (583 amino acids)
Source: RefSeq, a predicted model, not a curated record